GGCCGGCGACGCGACUUGCUGCGAGGACCAUUGAAUACCUUUCCCCCCCCGGCGCGGGUUGUCCUCACUACUUAGAAUUUUCAAAAGCAACAACUCUCACCAUGUCCGUCGAGUAUCUGUUGCACGAGUCCCCGGUCGGCUAUGCCGUCUUCAAGGUCAAGCUCCAGGCUGACACGGUCGGCAACCGCCUGAAGGAGGUCCAGCAGAAGGCCCAGGAGCUUCAGACUUUCGGCAAGAUGGUCGAGGUCCAGGGCUUCUCGCCAUUCCAAGGUGCCGCGCAAGCGCUCGAGAACCAGAACGACAUCUCGGAGGGCAUUUGCUCCAACUACCUCAAGUCCGUCAUCGAGCUCUACGUCCCGAACCCCGGCAAGAAGAACAAGGUCGUUCUGGGUGUCCAAGAGAAGAACCUGGCUGGUAGCAUCAAGGCCAACUUCCCCUUCAUCGAGUGCGACACGGCCGAAGUCAGCGAGGUUGUCGCUGAUCUGCUCCGUGGUCUCCGUCUCCAUGCCCCCAAGCUCCUCAAGCAGCUCCAGGAAGGCGAUGUCGACCGUGCCCAGCUUGGUCUUGGCCACGCCUACUCUCGCGCCAAGGUCAAGUUCAGCGUCCAGAAGAACGACAACCACAUUAUCCAGGCCAUUGCGACCCUCGACCAGCUCGACAAGGCCGUCAACACCUUCUGCAUGCGCGUUCGUGAGUGGUACAGCUGGCACUUCCCUGAACUCAUCAAGAUUGUUUCGGACAACCAGAAGUACGUCCAGCUGGCCAUCUUUAUUGGCGACAAGACCACUCUGAGCGACGAGAAGCUGCACGACCUGGCUGCGAUCGUGGACGACGAUGAGGGCACUGCGCAGGGAAUCAUUGAUGCCGCGAGGGUUAGCAUGGGUCGCGAUAUCUCGGAAACCGACAUGGAGAACGUUAUGAUGUUCGCCGAGCGCGCUCUCAGCCUGUCGAAGUACCGCAAGUCUCUUCAUAACUACCUGAUCAGCAAGAUGGGCGUUGUUGCGCCUAACCUUGCUGCUCUCAUUGGCGAGACUGUCGCUGCCCGCCUGAUCUCCAAGGCUGGUUCGCUCACCAACCUGUCCAAGUACGCCGCUUCCACGGUCCAGAUUCUUGGUGCCGAGAAGGCGCUUUUCCGCGCCCUCAAGACCAAGGGCAACACCCCCAAGUAUGGUCUGAUCUAUCACUCUUCGUUCAUCGGUAAGGCUGGCCCCAAGAACAAGGGCCGCAUUUCGCGCUUCUUGGCCAACAAGUGCACGAUCGCCUCGAGAAUCGACAACUUCUCCGAGGUUCCCACCACCAAGUUUGGUGAGGCUCUGAGGAGGCAGGUUGAGGAGAGGCUCGAGUUCUUCCAGACUGGUUCCGCGCCGACGAAGAACGAGGUCGCCAUGAAGAAUGCUAUGGACCAGGUCCUUGCCGAUAUCAACAUUGACGACCCGACGGCCGCCGGCGCCGAGGACGAGGAGAAGGCCGAUGGCGUGACGUCGCAGGCCACGGAGCAGAAGCUUCGCGCCAAGAAGGACAAGAAGGAGAAGAAGAAGGACAAGAAGAGCAAGACGGAUGAGGAGGGCGAUGUGGCGAUGGCCGAUGCGACGCCCAAGAAGGAGAAGAAGGAGAAGAAGUCCAAGGACGAGGACAAGGAGGAGAAGAAGAAGAGGAGGCACAGCGAGGUCGUCGGCGACGGCGAGGAGAAGAAGAAGAAGAAGAAGAGCAGAAAGUCGGAGUAAGCCUUAUCUAUGGAAUAGGGCAGAGAGGGAGGCUGGAAAAAAAGGGCGAUAUUUCUGCAUGACACGGAGGGAGUGAUCUUUGACUGACGGGUACAACGUUGCCACUGUAACCGAUAUGGCGGCGUAUACGGCGCUUUGCGAAUACCGGGCUUUUUCAUUUGAGUUGGGACGGGUUCUGUUGUUAAUGUUUUUGAGCGCCGCUGAGGUCGCGCAUUUGGCUGCAUGACUGGCAUUCGAAAAAAAAAUAUAUAUGAGAUUAAAAUCAUUGUAUGUACGUGAGCUCUACCGGCUAUUUCCAC
Aplosporella prunicola CBS 121167 is the source of this 2023-nucleotide messenger RNA. RefSeq lists its product as uncharacterized. The record is from RefSeq and is a predicted model, not a curated record. NCBI's taxonomy places the organism in Eukaryota, Fungi, Ascomycota, Dothideomycetes, Botryosphaeriales, Aplosporellaceae. Gene Ontology annotation, cellular component: box C/D methylation guide snoRNP complex; small-subunit processome. The transcript is spliced from 3 exons. Gene Ontology annotation, molecular function: snoRNA binding. Bases 102 to 1724 code for a protein of 540 amino acids.